GUUAUGAUGGAGUCAUUAAAAAACUGUAUUAUAAUCUAGACGAUAUUGCCUAUGUGGGAAAGCCAUUAGUAGACAUAGAAACGGAAGCUUUAAAAGGUAUUGUAAAUGUGUUCAUCUGUUUUGCCAAAUUGAUUACUGUUGUCCUUUUGUCAUUGGUACCAAUUAAAAGAGAUGUUUACUUUUAAUAACUUACAGGGUUUAAUUUGGUGGUUUGAAGCUGUAAUCAGGAAGAUAGAAAAGAUCUUCUGUGAUGAAUGAUUAUCUUUUGACAAGUUACCAUGUUAGAAAUGUACACAUUAACACUGAAUUUAUCUGGGGGCCUGCCUUCUGGAAACCUUAGUAUUCAAAGAACUGAUGGGCUUUCUCAGGAAUUAAAGAUUCAGGCCCUGAACACUAGUCACUAAUAACAAAAACUGGAGUAUGCAAAAGAUUAAAUCUAACACAAUAGGAUUGUUGUAUUUUCCACUGAUUCAAAAACAAAAACACUUUCUUGGGGCACCUGGCUGGCUCUGUCAAUGGAGCAUGCAACUCUUGAUCUUGGGGUUGUGAGUUCGAGCCCCUCUUUGGGGAUAGAGAUUACUCAAAACAAAACAAAACAAAAAAGAAAUAUUAAAAAAAAAUACUUUCAUUAGUAAUGGUUAUGAAGGCCAAACUUCUGGAAGGGAAGUGGAAGAGAAAGGAAGGAAAAUCAUAAUGAAAAGUGAAGAAACUAGCAUUUAGAAGAAGCAACAACCAUGGAACUUACAAGCAGUAGAUGUCCUGACAAAAGCGAACUCCUUGUGAAAAUAUUGCAGAGGAAAGCUAAAACAGUGGGUUCUCCUGGUAUUGGCAGACAGCUAGAUGGCUGUCUACCUCGGAAGUUCCUUAUGGCAUUGUUGUGAUACGUUAAAGUUAUGUCAUCUAGGAAACAGCUCUGCUAUGGGGGAUGCGGGGAUGGGGCUGGAGGUGGCUUAAGUUUUGUGAUGUAGUCCUAAGCCAGCAAUCUGUCUGAGAAGUGCUGAAAUAGAAUAGAAUACUAAUAGAAUUUUAGUAGUAUCAUUCGAAAGCCCAGAAGAAUUCUGAAUUACAGUGGCUGGUUGACUUGUAGUUCUGCAGACUAUAUAGUUAAUACUAACAGUAACAACAAUCACUAAUUCCACAGUCAUACUUGACAGUUUAUGAAAAGUUUCCCUGUUAUUUUAUUUAUCCUUACUUGUGAAGUAUUCCAGUUUAAUGGGUGAAGAAACUAAACACAACCUGUAGAGGUUCGGCAAUUUGCCCAAUGGCCAGUGACUGAGCCAAAUUUUGAACUCCAUGACCUGUCUUUGUCCAGAUUAUUUUCCACUAUGACAUGUUGCCUCCAGAAGGUGGAAGAUGACUUAUUGAAGUCUUCCUAUUAUUUAUUUAAUUUCUACUAUAAAAGGAUAUAUGUGCAUGUAGCAAGCUAUAAAGUGCAGAAAAUCGAAAAUAAGAAAAUAAAAACAUAUUCCUGCUACUCAGAAAUCAUCACCCUUAACACAUGAAUGUAUAUCACUCCAGACAUUUUUCUAAGCUCACACAUACGCACUGAAGUCAUUUUUUACCAGAGUAAUAUGUUGUGUUGCUGUAUUUGAAUCUGUUUGCUUAAUUACGUAUGUGUUUUCAUGACAAUGAUUUCAUUUUAUCUGAUGAUCAGACUGUAUUUAAAUCUCCCCAGUCGCCCCAGAAUGUCCUGGAAAUUUCAGUUGGUUUGUUCAAAGUAGGGUCCAAUAUGGGACUCUACAUUGCCCACGGUCUCUCUUCACAUGACUUACACUGUCCCACAUUUUGCUUCACGACACUGACUCGUGGAAGGGACUGUGCCAUUUGUUUUGCAGAAUGUCACACUUUGUGUCUUGUUGCUUUUCCAUGAUGGUGUUUGACUUGUUCUUACCAUGGUAAGUUCCUGUAAACUGAAAGCAAGUUUCAAAGGCUAGGUUCAAGUUAAAUAUUUGGCUAGAAUAUAUCAUGGGUGAUAUUGUGUACUUCACAUUGCUUCACAUCAGGGCACCAUAACAUCUAGAUGACCUGCCGUAGUGGCGCUCAGUGUAAACAGUGAAUUGGGAUAAUGAGUCCCUUGCCCCAUCAUUGUACAGUUACGUUUUAUCCUUUGCAGCCUGAAAGUUACCCAGGUGGUGUCACUUUGGCACUAUCAUCAUUUGAGAAUCCUGGCCUAAAUCAACAACUGCUUUAGUGGUUGUGGAAUGAUGAUUUUUUUUUUAUUCUGUCAGUAUCUUUACAUUAUUAGCUGGCAUUAUUCUGUAAAGAGGCACUUCACCCUCAUCAGCUGGGCCUAUUAGUUACCCUGAAAUACAGUUCCUGCUGGAAAAACAGAAUAAAUGGUUCAUCCUUUUCCCUUGCCAAGGAGUUGCUUUGAUAGCCCCUUCAAAUAGUGAUAUUAAAUUUCCAACUUUCUCUUUGUGUCUAUUCAGUUGAUUUGCUGUGUUUAAUCUAUUAUAAUCAUUCUUUUUAAUGCUCAAGUUGUUAGUAGGAGUGACCCUUGCAAGGUCGCUCCUGGGUGUUCUUUUAACAUGACCCCAUUAAUUUUCAAAAGCUUCCUUGUUUUUGACACAGAAAGAUGAUCUGAAAGUCACUUUGUACAUUCCCUGCCCCAGAUCUGGAAUUAAUCUAUUUCUUCGGGGCUCUUGUUCCUUUUAAUGUGGCAUGGACAAGAGACCAUAAAGUAGGUAGUAGGGGUGUUUCCUUUUAUCUUGAUUGCUAAACUUCUAUUGAAAGGCAUGAUUUAAGAAUAUUAAAACCAAAAAAGAAUUCACCUUUUAAAAUUACCUGAAACACAAAAUUAUUAUGGUGGAUCAAUGACUUUUUUUUUUUUUUUUUUUUUUUUUAAUUUAGUUAGGACCUAGAAAGGAAAGAGGCACAAACUGAGAGCACUGAAUCCUAACCACUAGACCACUAGGGAGCAGCAGUCUUGGCACAAACUGAGGCAAGCAAAAUGCUCAACACUAUUAUGGAUGUCAUUAAAUUAGAACACCCUGACAGGCGCUUUAAACCAGAUUUAGACACCAAUCUAGACCAUCCAAAAAAAAAAAGAAUUAUUUAUAUGAACAAGUAAACAAUUGAGAUUUGUGGAUUUUUUAAAUUAAAAAAAAAUUUUUUUUUUAAUUUUUAGAGUGAGUGCACACAUGAGCUGGGGAGAGGGGCAGAGGGAAAGAGAGAGAGAAUCUUAAGCAGGAUCCACACUGAGCACAGAGCCUGACACGAGGCUCAAUCCCACGAGCACGACCUGAGCCGAAAUCAAGAGUCACACACUCAACUGACUGAACCAUGUCAGCACCCUGAGAUUUAUGGGUUUUUUUAUUGUUCGGUUUUAUUUUUAGAGUUUAUUUUGGCGUUUCAAAUGACAUUCAACUUAAUAAAUCUUGAUAUAUAGCAAAUUACAAAAUUAUAGAACUUUUUCAGAAUACGGGUAUUUUUUUCUAGAGAAUUGUUUCACAAAAAUUAAUCUGUACAGCAUGAAUGAUUCUCAAAGAAAUUAUGCUGAGCAAAAGAAGCCAAACCAAAAAGAAAACAUGCUGUAUGAUCUAUGUGCGUAAAAUUUUAGAAAAUGCAAACUAAUCUACAAUGACAGAAAACUGAUUAGUGUUUUCCUUGGUAUAAGGAAUCUUUUGGAGCUGGUGGACAUGUUCCUUAUCUUGAUUGUGGUGAUGGCUUAUGUGUAUAUACAUGCUUCACAGUUUAUCAAAUUUUAUAUUUUAUGUUUGUGCAGUUUAUUGUAUGUCUGUAAAAAAAUGAGACUGUGUUGGUUAUGUUCAGAGUGAAAAGUGUCUGAUAGUAUUUCUCAUAGAGAACUGAUCAUUUGCUAGCUAUUCUGUUUUGUUUGCCAGAGUGUAUUCUGAACAGUUAUCUCGCACUGUAGUUUCAUUUUGCUUUUACAUUUAUGUUUUAUUGAAUUUUUUUACUAUAAGAAACUGUAAAGCAUAACCUAUAUAUAAGCAAACCUAUGGAACAGUAGAUUCAAUUUAUGAAACAUUUAUAUAUCCCUCUCUUUAAUUUUAGAAAUGGGACAGUUUCUAAAUAUUCUGUGAACAUUUUCUUAAGAAUUUGUAAUAAUAUUGAAUUUAUAUUGUUUUUUUGUUUUAGUGCUAGUAAAACCAAUUAUACUAUAAAUAGAAAAUUAUCAAACAAAAAGUCUUUUAGAAGUAUAAAAUGUAUUAUUUCCAUUUUACAGGUGGAAAAUAAUUAUAGCAUAGAACCAUUAAGAGUAUAUGAUCAAAACUAGACAUCUUUUUUUAAAAUUUUUUUUAAUGUUUAUUUUUGAGAGAAAGAGACAGAGCAUGAUCAGGGGAGGGGCAGAGAGAGAGGGAGACACAGAAUCCGAAGCAGGCUCCAGGCUCUGAGCUGUCAGCACAGAGCCCAAUGCGGGGCUCGAACUCAGGAAUGGCGAGAUCAUGACCUAGACCGAAGUCAACGUUUAACCAACUGAGCCACCCAGGCGCCCCAAAACUAGACAUCUUAAUAGUAGUAUUGGAGAUUAAUCCUGUCUUCUAAUGCUUGUUUAAAUAAUAUUCUCUGGCACCACCUUUUGUAACAUGGUGGUGUUGUCUCCUUUCCAAGGCUGGAGCAUCAAGGUAAUUUUGAUGAGGGAAACUCUACUUGUGAUGUCCAAGUCCCAUCUAUGAGUGCUUUGACCGUAGACAGACCUCUACUUGAAAAGAGCUUACUGGGGGCGCCUGGGUGUCUCAGUCCUUUAAGCAUCCCACUUCAGCUGAGGUCAUGAUCUCGCAGUUCGUGGGUUCAAGCUAUGCGUUGGGCUGUCUGCUGUCAGCAUGGAGCCCACCACGUGGCUCAGUCUCACAAACCGUGAGAUCAUGACCCUGAGCUGAAAUCAAGAGUCAGGUGGUGGGGCACAUGGGUGGCUCAGUGGGUUAAGCAUCCGACUUUGGCUCAGGUCAUGAUCUCGCAGCUUGUGAGUUCGAGCCCUGCGUCAGACUCUGUGCUGACAGCUUGGAGCCUGCUUCUGAUUCUGUCUCCCUGUCUCUCUGCUCCUCUCCUAUUCAUGCUCUGUCUCUCUCUCUCUCUAUCUCAAAAAUAAAUAAACAUUAAAAAACAAUUUUAAAAAGAGGUGCUUAACUGACUGAGCUACCCAGGCACUCUGAUUUUCUUUUAAACUUUAUAUAUUUGACUCCUUCUUAAAGUGAGGGUAUUGAGUAUAGCCUAAAAUCUUUUUUCAUUAUGCAAAAACAUGUUAAUGAACAUUUAUUAUUCUGGAAACAACAUAAUUCUGCUUCUGGUUUUUUAUUUUUCAACCUACUUCUUAGCAUUAUCAUUGUGCCAGGCCAACACUCUCCUUCCUAAAUUUCCAGGAACAAGGAUAACUAAGUUUGUUAAGAAGUGUUUACUACGAAGAGAAAGUAGGAUCUGGUUGAGAGUCUAAAUUCCUAUUUUCUGGGGCAAGGGCAUGGUUUUAAUGCUGAGGCCACAUGGCAGCUGUUUUAGGUAUUCUGAUCCUGAAGCUAUGUGUAGGAUUAAAUUGCCAGAAUGUUUGACCACCAGAUAACUGAGAGGUCACUAUACCUAAGUAAUCCUAAUUGUGGAGUCUUGCCACCAUGGGGAAAUAUUAAGGAAAGAGAGGAAGGAACAUAAACUGUAGCAGAAUUCUUUAUAAAACUAAUAUUAUUCUUGAUUAUAUUGCAUUUAUCCUUUAACAUCACCACCUAUCAUUGAUUGAAUGCUUUCUCUUUGCUAAUGCUAUAUACACAUUAUUUCAUAUAAUCAUAUAGAUUAAUUAUGUAGAUUUUUAUCUGCAUUUGACAUGUGCAACACUGAGACCCACAGAGAUUUAAUAUCUUGCCUCUGGUGACAUAGCCAGUAACUGAUAGAACUACAAUUUGACCCCAGCUUUGUUUAAUUCUAAAGCCCAUGUUGCUAACCACUUUGUUCCACUGAAAAUUCUAUUCAGAGCCUCUGGGUAUCAGCUCCAUUCUGCAUCUCGAACAUUGGGAAUGAAUUCCUAACACUGUUGAUACUCAUGUUUGUGAAGUUCUGCUAUAACAAUAUCAGUUAAGGUGUCCCACAGAGUUUAUAAUAUUAAAAUGUUUGCCAGGAUUAAUACAAUGUUCUCAGUUAAAGAUGUCAUUUAAUUAAAUUACAUGUCAUUUAAUUAAAUUACACCCAGUGGCAUAAGUUGCAUGGUAUAAUGCCCGAGCAUAGUAAGUGCACAACGAAUGGUAGGUAGGACUUAGUUUUAUUCAGCCAGUUAUAGACGGAGUUGAUUGUAUUAGCUAUUUCAGUAAUUUGAAGUGAGAAAGAAAAUGCAGUGAGAUCUCAUUGAUUGGAGUGUCAUCAAUUCUCAAUUCAUGAUGAUUUAUAUAGGAACUAAACUAAAGUUGACAGUUGUUCUACAAAAAAAGGUCUUCCUAAGCAGUUUUGCAGAGACCAAAGCUUAAAACAUUUUACGAAAACACAUUGUUUCAAACACCCUGAGUGCCCAAGUGCUUCAAAACGUUUUCUCCAGAAAAAUUUCCCCAAUUAUGUGAAUUAAUUGACUCCUUACUGUCAUUUUUAGAAAUAUUUCUUAAAAUACCUAAGAAUGUGGCAAUUUCAGUUUUAAUAUUUUCUUAAAUUAAAAAAAAUGUUUAUUUAUUUUUGAGAGCGAGAGCAUGAGUGGGAGACGGGCAGAGAGAGAGGGAGACACAGAAUCCGAAGCAGGCUCCAGGCUCUGAGCUGUCAGCACAGAACCUGAUGCGGGGCUCGAACUCACAAUCGUGAGAUCAUGACUUGAGCCAAAGUUAGACACUUAACCAACUGAGCCACCCAGGCACCCUUCAGUUUUAAUAUUUUUACUAAUUCAAAUGUUUUAUUUAGUUAAUCUGAAAUAAUAGUUCUAUUAUAAAUUUGCUUCACAUGAGGAAUAUCAGCAACACUAAAUUGACAGUUUUCAUGACAAAAAGUGCUUAUUUACCAGAGUUCUUUUGUUGCUCUUUAAAAAAUUUAAUGAAGUCUUUUAAAACUCUGUAUUCCUAAAUCCACUACUAAAAGAAUAAAAUCCCACAUAUCAGAGUAUAGUGUUAGAACCAUGAAAAUCACAUCCCUUGAGGAGAGUUAUGACAUUUUAGAUUAGCCUUAACUCCAUCCUCCUUAGAAUCUGUUUGUACAUUGAUAAAAGUAAGAAAUCUGCCCUGCAUUCCUGUAACAGUGUUGUGAUCAUCACAGGAGAAAAUGUUUGUAUACACACUUAGAAAAUGAUCUAAAGUACUACAUAGGUGGUAAUUUAGUGCUGAAGAGAGCUUUCUUCCAACAAUUAUAUGACUGCUUCAAAUAAUAUAUAAUAUGAAUGACUUCUCACCAAUGUUUUAUUACUCAUAUUUGUACUCAAAUUAUUCUAAAAGGCAGUCCUACUUUGUCAUAUAUCAGAAUGUUUUCCAGAAAGGUGAGUGGCAAUAAAUUCAGUGAUCUUUUGGAAACCUGUAACUUUUGUAUAUAUUUGGGCUUUUAUAUAUUUCUCAUAUUUUCAGCAAAAAUACACAUUAAAUCAGGUUAGAUUUGGAAUUCCUACAUUUGAAUUCCCUUGGUUUCCCUUUGCACCUUAGUUCCUAAUGCUCCUUCUUUCUUACUAGUUUCUCCAGUAACUUUAACAGAUGUGGACAAUACUACAGGUUUCUCAAAUUACAACAAAAUUAUGCCUUGAACAAUAGGAGUUGUAUUCUAGCUUCUUUGACUACAAAGAAAAUUCACUAGUGCCAUGAACUAAUGGAAACAGCACAGGAUUCAGAAGAAGAUGUUGUUGAAACUCCUGCUGUGUCCCAUGAUGAACACACACACCAAGAGAUAAAGGGCCAGAAAACACUGGCCACCCCUGCAGUUCGCCGCCUAGCAAUGGAAAACAAUAUUAAGCUGAGUGAAGUUGUUGGCUCAGGAAAAGAUGGCAGAAUACUUAAAGAAGAUAUUCUCAACUAUUUGGAAAAGCAGACUGGAGCUAUAUUACCUCCUUCACCAAAAGCUGAAAUCGUGCCACCUCCACCCAAACCAAAAGACAGAACUAUUCCCGUACCAAUAUCAAAACCUCCAGUAUUCACAGGCAAAGACAAAACAGAACCCAUAAAAGGCUUUCAUAAAGCAAUGGUCAAGACCAUGUCUGUAGCCCUGAAGAUACCUCACUUUGGGUAUUGUGAUGAGGUUGACCUUACUGAACUGGUUAAGUUACGAGAAGAAUUAAAACCCAUUGCUUUUGCCCGUGGAAUUAAACUCUCCUUUUUGCCCUUUUUCUUAAAGGCUGCUUCCUUGGGACUACUACAGUUUCCUAUCCUUAAUGCUUCUGUGGAUGAAAACUGCCAGAACAUAACAUAUAAGGCUUCUCACAACAUUGGGAUAGCAAUGGAUACUGAGCAGGGGUUGAUUGUCCCUAAUGUGAAAAACGUUCAGAUCUGCUCUAUAUUUGAGAUCGCCACUGAGUUGAACCGCCUUCAGAAAUUGGGCUCUGCAGGUCAGCUCAGUACCACUGACCUUACAGGAGGAACAUUUACCCUUUCCAACAUCGGAUCAAUUGGUGGGACCUAUGCCAAACCAGUGAUACUGCCACCCGAAGUAGCAAUUGGGGCUCUCGGAUCCAUCAAGGUCCUUCCCCGAUUUAACGAGAAAGGAGAAGUGUUUAAGGCACAGAUAAUGAACGUGAGCUGGUCAGCUGAUCACAGAAUUAUCGAUGGUGCUACAAUGUCACGCUUCUCUAAUUUGUGGAAAUCCUACUUAGAGAACCCAGCUUUUAUGCUCCUAGAUCUGAAAUGAAGAGUAUAAGGCGUCAUUGAACUUUUUCAGCGUCCAAAGAACAUGUAGAGCCUCGCUGCACAGCACACGUUCUUCGUCACAAUUUGUAUUAUAAAUGAUUUGUAUUGUGUGAUUCAGGUUCCCAGGCACAAUAUUUAUCUCCGUUCUGUUAGACAUUUUACAGAAAAUGAAUAACGGUGUAAUAGUUCUCCCGGGGCUGUCACAUUUUGUAGGUCAUAGUGUGACUUCUUACUAUGGUGCUGAGGUCUUUGUGUCCAUGGACUGAAACUAGGAAGAACAACGAAAUUAACAUUACUAAAAGACAGAUUGCAAUAUCUGGUAUUUACCCUAUUUUUUUUUCUUUUCCUCUUUUAAUUUUAGAUUGCCCCUUAAUGAAACUUUUCAAUUACACUUAGUUGGGAAAUGGAAUUUACACACAAAAGUAUCUUUCAUUUCCCCACAAUAAUGCUAACUGUUGUAUAAAAAAGUGCAAUUAUACUUAAACUUUUAAGAUAUCCACGGUUAUGUUGCUUUGUAGAGAUUAUCUGUAAAUGUCUUGUUUAUAUAAACUAAUAUCUUUUAAAAGAGAAAAUUAUAAGCUAAUCUUAAAAAUGCCCAAUUAUAGGGGUGCUUGGCUGGCUCAGUCGGAAAAGCAUGUGACUCCUGAUCUUGAGGUCAUGAGUUCAAGCCCCACCUUGGGCAUAGAGCUUAUUUAAAAAAAAAAAAAAAAAAAUCCCAGUUAUAGUUUUAUAACCAGUAAGGCUAUCAAAAGUGUUUGCUUAAAAUGAAUAUUCUUUUAGAAUUGGUAACUUUUUGGUGUGUUGUUAGGAAAAAAACCACCUCUGCAAACUUGCCUCAUGUAAGAGAAGUGCUUUAAAUGUAGCAGCCGCUGACAUUGUCUUACAUUUAGAAGUCCAUUGCCUUUUAACUAUUUUUUAUCUUUCUUGUCUUCAGCUAAAACAUAGAAUAGAAUAAGAAAUUAAGAUGUAUUCCAUUCUCCAUAUCCUAAGAAGGAAUGUGCAUAACAAGAGAGAGAAGAGUCUAAUGAGUAAUUAUGGACAUUAAAAUAAUAAAUCUCAUACAGAAAUGAAAGUAUCAUAAUGAUCAUUUUGUAAGAGGCCCACUUUAAUCAGAAAUAGCAUCAAGGUGAAUAUAAUCCAAUGUUUUGAUUUGCAUUCAGAAAUCCAGCUUGCUUCUAAUGUUUUCUAAUUGAUUACUAUAUGUUCAAGUGAAAUUUUGUGAGAAAAAAGGUUGUUUUAAAUCUGCUUGAUUUUUUUUCAAAAUGAAAAUGACCUGUAAAUUAGAAAAUAAUGGAUCAAAUGAAUGUUAUUAUUUUUUAAAUUUAGGUAGUACAAAGAGUCAAAAAGAAAAUGAAAUCAUCCAUGAUCAUACCACUAUUAACAUUUUGAUCAAGGUAUCUGUAUACAUAGCUAUUCUUUUUAUAAAAAUGAGAUCAUGCUUUAUCUACUAUUUUAUAAUUUGAUUUUUUAAUUUAACAUUAUAUCACAAGUAACUUGACAUGUCAAUAAACAAUUCUACAUUAUCAUACUUUUAA
Panthera uncia (snow leopard) is the source of this 10273-nucleotide messenger RNA. RefSeq names its product dihydrolipoamide branched chain transacylase E2 (gene DBT). NCBI's taxonomy places the organism in Eukaryota, Metazoa, Chordata, Mammalia, Carnivora, Felidae. Gene Ontology annotation, cellular component: mitochondrion; cytoplasm. Gene Ontology annotation, molecular function: acetyltransferase activity; lipoic acid binding. The record is from RefSeq and is a predicted model, not a curated record. Bases 7708 to 8739 code for a protein of 343 amino acids. The transcript has 8 exons.